AUGGAGGUGAUCACGGCCGUGUUAAUUGUGGUCAUUGUAGGUCUGAUUUUAAGAUGGACGAGACAAACCCGUAACCUCCCGCCUGGUCCUGGGGGUAUACCAGGUUUAUCCGGAUUAAAACUAAUGGCGUCCGAUAAAAUACCGACGAGGACUUUCCGUAAAUUGAGAAAGAAAUAUGGAGACGUUUUCAGCAUUCGAAUCGGAACACGGCUCCUUGUCGUUCUUAAUAGUUAUGACGUCAUAAAAGAAGCCCUUGUGAAAAGGGCAGACGAAUUCUCAGAUCGUCCUAAUACCUUCGCUAAUACGAUGUUUGUCAAAAACAGAGGUUUACUUGCAAGUUCGGGAGACCACUGGAAACAAACGAGAACCUUCUCACUGACUGCUCUCCGGGAGUUCGGAUUCGGGAAAAAAUCACUGGAGGGUAAAAUCAAGGAAGAGGUCGAUGUGUUCUUGGAUGUCAUUGGCCAAAGCAAUGGUGAACCAUUUGAUAUCAACACUCUUGCGCAUUCUUGUGUGUCCAACGUCAUAUGCAGUAUUGUAUUCGGACAACGUUUUGAGCACGACGACAAGGACUUUAAGUGGCUACUAAGCAAAAUCGAUUUACAAUCUGCCAGCCCUACAAGUAUCGUAAAUACGCUCCCUGUGUUACGAUUUCUACCAGGGGAUAUGUUCGGUAUUAAAACGUUUUUUAAGAACUUAACACAAUUAAGAGAAUACUUCAAGAUGUCAGUUGAGAAACACAAAAAGAUGUUUGAUCCGAACUCUACGCAAGAUCUUAUAGAUGCUUUUAUAAAGGAACAACCGAAACACGACAACAACCCUGUGUACAGAUACGAUAAUUUACACUUCAUCAUUCUUCAUCUGUUUUUGGCGGGAACGGAGACUACCACUACAACGAUUCGCUGGGCUAUUGUUUAUUUACUAAGGAACCCGGACAUGCAGACUCGUUUGUUUCAGGAAAUAGAAUCAGUCGUCGGGCUGUCCCGUCCGCCAACCGUUGCUGACAGACCUAAUAUGCACUAUUGUGAAGCGUUUCUCACAGAAAUCCUCCGCCGUACCAAUAUAGUCCCCCUCUCUGUACCGCAUGGAUCAUUGAAGGAUAUUUACUUCAGGGGAUAUCGCAUUCCAAAAGAUUCCACAAUUCUUCCUAAUUUGGACUCGAUAUUAAGUGAUCCGGACAUUUUCCCGAACCCCGACCAAUUCGACCCGACCAGAUUUUUAGACCAACAAGGACGAUUCUGUGGUGCUGAAAAAGUCGUUGCUUUCUCCCUUGGGAGACGAGUGUGUCUUGGAGAGGCAUUGGCGAGAAUGGAGAUGUAUCUGUUUCUUACCUCCUUUGUACAGAGAUUUGAAGUUCAACCUGACGACCCCAACAAUCUACCCUCAGAGGAGGGUAUUUUCGGCAUAACCUACGGCCCUUAUCCUUAUAAAUUCAGGGCAGUACCCAGGAACUGAUAUGUGACUUAAUACCAGUUUUAUGUACAUCAGCGCUAUGUGCGAUAUAUGGGCGUUCCUGUUGGUGUGCUAUUUUCACGACUUUUUUUUCAAAUUAGACAGAAAUCUUCGUAAUCGUUCAUAUAACAAAAUCAUUUUUAAAGGACU
Molecule: messenger RNA, 1602 nt
Organism: Ylistrum balloti
Lineage: Eukaryota; Metazoa; Mollusca; Bivalvia; Pectinida; Pectinidae
Product: cytochrome P450 2C31-like
Exons: 4
Coding region: 1-1455 (484 amino acids)
Biological process (GO): xenobiotic metabolic process
Cellular component (GO): cytoplasm; intracellular membrane-bounded organelle
Molecular function (GO): iron ion binding; oxidoreductase activity, acting on paired donors, with incorporation or reduction of molecular oxygen, reduced flavin or flavoprotein as one donor, and incorporation of one atom of oxygen; heme binding
Source: RefSeq, a predicted model, not a curated record